Messenger RNA from Vollenhovia emeryi, 1256 nucleotides. RefSeq lists its product as uncharacterized. Lineage: Eukaryota; Metazoa; Arthropoda; Insecta; Hymenoptera; Formicidae. The transcript has a single exon. The coding region runs from base 230 to 922 and encodes 230 amino acids. The record is from RefSeq and is a predicted model, not a curated record.
CGCGCGAAAUGGAAACGGCUAGACCACACGCAGCUUUACGAAUCGAGAUCUCUCCCUUCGCGCCCUCCCACGCCGUCAUUCUAUUGCGUGAUCUGGAAGGACUAUAAAGGCGAUCGCGACAACUGGACCGGUGCGCGUUAUCGAGUGAAUCCCGCGGCAACACGCUACUCAUCGUUUACGAUCGCGUGGGACCACUGUCUCUUUCGGCUCAACCGAAUAAACGCGAGAGAUGACGCGUUUCACGAUCGUGCUACUCGGUCUGACGAGCCUGGCCUCGGCCAGGCCCACUUUUCUGCCCGUACCAUCGACGUACGCGACACCCCUGAUACCCGGCGCGCAGAUCGGCACCAACGAAGCGUUGGACGGCCCCGAAGUCGACGAAAGAACGGGGGUGGCGAACGGAGCCGCGAGGUCGCCCGUUGGAUCCCGGUUGCUGCGAGGAAGACAACCGUCCACGGCUUCCGCGCCUCUCGGCGCCGACGGCAGGGUCGUGGAGACGCCGGAAGUCGCGGCUGCCAGGGCGGCUCACGCGGCCGCGCACGUCAACGAGAGAAUCAACCUGGCGAACGAGGUCGCGAGGUCCAACGAUGCGUUAGACUUGGCCGAAGUCGCCGACAGCGAUCCCGACGGUAAAGCCCUGGACCCAUUCGCGCGCGUCAACGGGAAGCUCGACCUGGUGAACGAGGCUGCGAGAUCCGGCGACGUCCUCGGGCACCGCAUCGCGAGCGGUCGCGUGCUGCCGUUGGUGCUCGGCAACGGGGUCGUCGCUGCCCUGGUGCCCGUCGACCCCGACGGCAGACCCUUGAACGUGCCGGAAGUGCUGGUCGCGCGCGGCUACCAGAAUCUGGCGAACGACGUGAGAUCCGUCGACGCUCUGGCAGUCGCUGGUCCCGCGCUCGCUUACGGCAGAUUGAUUUACUAAAGAAGAUUUUGCCGAUGCGCUCGAAGAAAAUACAGCUUUGUACGCGUAACUUUGCGUAAAAUAAUUGUUAAGUUUCAGACCGUAGUCCAAACAAUGGUAGAUCCAGGGACCAACACCUCUCCGACGACGAGUGGAAAACUCAAUAGGAUACAAAUAGAAUAAUCAUGUAUUUCUUGCUUGCGCAAUUAUUAUUUUUAGUCAAAAUGUAUUCCGUGUACUACGUAAAAGUAAACGUCUAAUGUAUACACACGUAAAGCCGACAUAUCGCGAAGGAAUAAAAUUGUUACCUCACAUAAAUGUGCGAUACUUGGUUCAAUCCGCCCGUACUUUACGC